AUGGCAACUAAGUUUCCGAGACGAAUGCUUCCAUCAAAAUGCUAUCCUACCCCUACGAACGUAACCUAUGAAAAAGGAGGGCUGGCCAUACUUUAUUGCUCUGUUAAAAAUCUUAGGACUAAAACGCUGUGUUUUGUUCAAGGAGACAAGUUUACAACAAAAAUGAUAGUAAGUCGGCUGACAAUAGCUAAAUCAUAUAUGUCAGAUACAGGAACGUUUGUGUGUAGAACACCGGAGUUACUGUCUGCCACGUUCAAAGUGGACGUAUUAAACCAUCCAUCACGCUUUAACUAUUAA
This is a messenger RNA of Mercenaria mercenaria, 297 nucleotides long. RefSeq lists its product as uncharacterized. The record is from RefSeq and is a predicted model, not a curated record. Bases 1 to 297 code for a protein of 98 amino acids. The transcript has 3 exons. Lineage: Eukaryota; Metazoa; Mollusca; Bivalvia; Venerida; Veneridae.